CCUGAGGGCGGAGCUAAUUCGGGCUCCCGUAUCCGGCGCUCUGGCCGACAAAGGCGCUACUCUAUGGCAUCUCGUGUCCCCUCUGCCUGCCUUCUGGAGGACCACACUUGUUUUCUUCUUGGCAGCGAGAGGUCCCGCAGCCGUGGCUGAGCUGGAAGAAAGAUGGCGGCUGCCGUGCGACAGGAUUUGGCCCAGCUCAUGAAUUCAAGCGGCUCUCAUAAAGAUCUGGCGGGCAAAUAUCGUCAGAUUCUGGAGAAAGCCAUUCAGUUAUCUGGGACAGAACAACUAGAAGCAUUGAAAGCUUUUGUGGAAGCGAUGGUGAAUGAGAACGUGAGCCUUGUGAUCUCACGGCAACUGCUAACAGACUUCUGCACACACCUCCCUAACCUGCCAGACAGCACCGCCAAGGAGGUCUACCAUUUCACCUUGGAGAAGAUCCAGCCUCGGGUCAUUUCCUUUGAAGAGCAGGUUGCUUCCAUAAGACAGCAUCUUGCAUCUAUUUAUGAGAAGGAAGAAGACUGGAGAAAUGCAGCCCAAGUGUUGGUGGGGAUUCCUCUGGAAACAGGACAAAAACAGUACAACGUAGAUUAUAAGCUGGAGACUUACCUGAAGAUUGCAAGGCUAUACCUGGAGGAUGACGAUCCUGUCCAGGCUGAGGCUUAUAUAAACCGAGCAUCCUUACUUCAAAAUGAAUCCACAAAUGAACAGUUACAGAUACACUAUAAGGUUUGCUAUGCACGUGUCCUUGAUUAUAGAAGGAAAUUCAUUGAAGCUGCCCAAAGGUACAAUGAGCUCUCUUACAAGACAAUAGUCCACGAAAGUGAAAGACUAGAGGCCUUAAAGCAUGCACUACACUGUACCAUCUUAGCAUCAGCAGGACAGCAGCGCUCUCGGAUGCUGGCUACUCUUUUUAAGGAUGAAAGGUGCCAGCAGCUUGCUGCGUAUGGGAUCCUAGAGAAAAUGUACCUGGACAGAAUCAUCCGAGGGAACCAGCUUCAGGAAUUUGCGGCAAUGCUGAUGCCUCACCAAAAAGCAACGACAGCUGACGGUUCCAGCAUCUUGGACAGAGCUGUUAUUGAGCAUAAUCUGUUGUCAGCGAGCAAAUUAUACAACAACAUCACCUUUGAAGAACUUGGAGCUCUUUUAGAGAUCCCUGCAGCUAAGGCAGAAAAGAUAGCAUCUCAGAUGAUAACGGAAGGACGCAUGAAUGGGUUUAUUGACCAGAUCGAUGGAAUAGUACAUUUUGAAACACGUGAAGCCCUGCCAACAUGGGACAAGCAGAUCCAAUCACUUUGUUUCCAAGUAAAUAACCUUUUGGAGAAAAUUAGUCAGACAGCCCCAGAGUGGACAGCACAAGCUAUGGAAGCACAGAUGGCGCAGUGAGUCCUCAGCUCCGUGCGUGCUGCGUCCAUGGAAGCGCAGAUGGCGCAGUGAGUCCUCAGAGCUCCGUGCGCACUGCAUCGUUGCCCCUUUGUGCGGAUGGAUUCACUGCCCCUCAAAGCAUUUGCAUCGUGACCUUAGACAUUUCAGUCCUUUUUGCUGGAUCCCACUUGAAGAAGAUGCUAGAGCAAGAAGUACAGCAUUUAAACAUAGUAGCUCCCGUGUAAUCUGGGUCUGUGUCCUGAACUAACUCAGACAUUUUGAAAACUUGCUCUUUAAGUGGAAGUGAAAGAUCUGAAGUUUGGGAUCACUUUGUAGUCAUGUAAAGCUUAAGUGCUUUGUGCCUCUCCAAAUGUGGUUACUCUAAUAAAUGGAGCGCUGAGCCAAAUAAAGGUACAGCUU
This is a messenger RNA of Mastomys coucha (southern multimammate mouse), 1782 nucleotides long. It is a transcript of the gene Cops4, whose product is annotated as COP9 signalosome subunit 4. NCBI's taxonomy places the organism in Eukaryota, Metazoa, Chordata, Mammalia, Rodentia, Muridae. Bases 163 to 1383 code for a protein of 406 amino acids. The transcript has 10 exons. The record is from RefSeq and is a predicted model, not a curated record. Gene Ontology annotation, cellular component: cytosol; COP9 signalosome.